AUGCGUCCUUGGGUAGCCAUCCUGGGCCUCCUACUCCUGCCAGAUGGUGUAACCUCUUACCACCGAGUGACUGGAGUGGCGGGUCAGUCUGUCAGGCUACCCUGCCACUAUAAUGGUGAAGUCACAAGCAUGUGCUGGGGCCGAGGGGCAUGUCCUUGGCUUAAUUGUGGAACUAACAUCAUCUGGACUGAUGGCUACAGAGUCACCUAUCGGAGGGAUGGACGUUACCAGCUAAAUGGACAUAUUGGUGGAAGGGAUGUGUCUUUGACCAUAAACAAUGCCGCCCUGUCUGACAGUGGCUUGUAUUGUUGCCGAAUUGAGAGGAGAGGGUGGUUCAAUGACAUAAAAACCACCCUAGAGUUGAGGGUAAAUCCAGCUCCAACCAUGAUGGUCACCACUGCUCCAGUGACAGUGAGGCCCUCUAUGUCUGCGCUUCCAAUGCCAGCACCCACAAGGGACCUCCAGCCAGCUUCUUUAUCUUCUCCAACUGAGAUAGCAGAAACCCAGCCUACUACCCUGUAUGAAACAAACAUAACCAGCUCACCAUGGCACUCUUGUUCAACAGAUGGAAAUGGCACUGUGGCACAGACUCCAGAUCCCCACUGGCAUAACAAUCAAACUCUUGUGGCACUGGCACAAGAAACCUGGAUGAGCACCAACAAGGGAGUCUACACUGGAAUAUCUGUUACUAUUUUGGCGUUGCUGCUCAUGUUUGUGGUUUUCUGGAUUAGGAGAAGAUAUUUUUGCCUGGGUAACAAGGCGGAGCUACUACGCGUGAUUCCAUUGAAAGAUUCUCACAUUGGAGCUUUGAAAAAUGCAGCUCUGAAGCCUAUCCAAGCAGAAGACAAUGUCUACAUUAUUGAUGACUAUCACUAA
Messenger RNA from Rangifer tarandus platyrhynchus (Svalbard reindeer), 876 nucleotides. The record is from the annotation of a GenBank genome assembly. Lineage: Eukaryota; Metazoa; Chordata; Mammalia; Artiodactyla; Cervidae.